Arctia plantaginis is the source of this 1590-nucleotide messenger RNA. NCBI's taxonomy places the organism in Eukaryota, Metazoa, Arthropoda, Insecta, Lepidoptera, Erebidae. The record is from the annotation of a GenBank genome assembly.
AUGAUAUCUAUCACAGACGAACAUUAUAAUAAUAGGAACUACUUGUCUAGUAAAUACAAAAUUACCCCGAGAAUAACACCGAUUAUUGUUACAUUAUAUGAUGUCAAAGUAACAGAAUUCGAAAUGCAAAAAUAUAUUGAACAUGGAUUAAAAAUAGUAAGAUUUAGAUUGACAAAGCAUACAAUAGAGGAGAAAAUAAAGUUGCUAGACCAUUUGAAACGAGCAGUGAAGGUGUUUUGUCAGAAAUAUGAAAUCUGCGACUGGCCCGUAGCUGUAUCCAUAGACCUUGCCAACGGCUGCAUUUUUACUGGAUUCCUUUCAGAGGAAAUACCUGAUAAUUUCGUUAUUUUGAAAAAAGAUAGCAUUAUUGAACUGACAAGUGAUAUGAAGUACUGCUUCAAAUGUGACGCAAAAAGAAUAUUUAUGAAUGAUCCUUACACGUUACCCGCUAUUCCUGUUGGAGCAGAAAUUUACUUGGAUUUUGGUGAAGUAGUAAUGGUUUGUGUUAAAAUUGUCAACAAUAAAACUAUCAAAUGCAAAGUAAUAAAGGAAGGUGAGAUAAAUGAUCAACAGAAAGUGUGUAUCCGUGGAGUCAAACAUUUGAAGCCUGCAUUAUCAAAAAGAGAUUUAGAAGAUAUUGAGUUUGCUAAAACUUACAAGUGUGAUAUAAUUAUCAUAAAUACGGUCCGUAAUCCGUUGCUAAUCGAAAAGUUAAAAGCGCUCUUUAAGGAUUCUCAUAUACCUCUGUUUCUUAGUGUUAUAUGUGAUCAAGAAGGUUUGGACAACGUCAAGGAAAUUAUUGCUGUAUCGGACGGAUUGGUUCUAGCCAGGGAGUAUUUAGCUUGCUCGAUAGAGAAACCUGGUCAAUUAUUGAAAAUACAACUACAAGUUGGUGCCUUGUGUAAAAUGCAAGAGAAACAUUUCUUUGUGUCUGGUCAUAUCCUACAAGAAAGUCUUCUAAUCGGUCAUUUAGUUGAAAGUGAUAUAUCUGAUGUGACUAUGGCACUGAAACAAGGAGCUGGCCUUUUCUUAAGGUCGUAUUCUAAUGAGUGUACUAUGAACCAGAUAUAUACACUUAUAAAUAAUAUCUGUCUAGAUGAAGAUCCGAUCCUUAUGAAGACUCAACAUUUUUCGGAUAUACCGUGCAAGAUCCCACUUAACGCAGCAGAGACGUGCAUUCAAGCUAGUAUUCUAACUGCAAAGCUAGUAGAUGCAAAAGUAAUUAUCGUACCGACUGUCACAGGCCAGACAGUAAUGCAGUUGAGCAACAUCUGCGAAAAUAUUUUCAUUGUUGCAGUCUCAAAGUCUCCUGUAGUCGCACGAAAAUUGCAAUUAUUUAGAGGAGUUAUAGCUCUUCCUUACGACGACAAUACGGCGGCAUUCUGGGAAUCGGAAAAACAUCCUCGAAUCAAAUUCGGAGCAGCCUAUGCUUUUAAAUUCGAGAUAUUAAAAUAUAGGUGUCCUUUUGUAGCUUUAAGAAAAGCAACUUCUUGUAGUUCCUAUAGUGACCAAGUUGAUGUGUGGAGUUUAACGGAAAAGGAACAUGUGAGACUGCAAAUAAAAUUAAAACAAUCUUUGCAAGGAAGGUGA